Messenger RNA from Diospyros lotus (date-plum), 2335 nucleotides. RefSeq names its product cyclin-SDS-like. Gene Ontology annotation, molecular function: cyclin-dependent protein serine/threonine kinase regulator activity. The transcript has 7 exons. Lineage: Eukaryota; Viridiplantae; Streptophyta; Magnoliopsida; Ericales; Ebenaceae. Gene Ontology annotation, biological process: regulation of cyclin-dependent protein serine/threonine kinase activity; mitotic cell cycle phase transition. Gene Ontology annotation, cellular component: nucleus; cytoplasm; cyclin-dependent protein kinase holoenzyme complex. Bases 371 to 2071 code for a protein of 566 amino acids. The record is from RefSeq and is a predicted model, not a curated record.
AUCGGUUUCAGUCUCAAAGUGGAUCCCUUAGUUUCGUUGGGCAAACUUGUCAACAUCAUGACAAAGAUGUGUAUACGUCGGAUUGAUACCAUGGUGAAAGAAGAUCGACGAGGAGAUAAAAGGCCACUAAUUAAGCUUUGUGGAUUUAUUUGACGUAUUGUGGUGGGAAAAGUCUUCUAGAGGAAGAAAGGCUUGCGCAGCUGACGUGAGGGAGGGCCACGUGAACGAAGGAUAUAAAUCCUAACCACGAUUUCCAGGGCGCUGCUUGCAAACGUUCUCAACUGCGGCAAGGUCAGUUCAUCUGGUCGGUCCACAAGGCACACUUAUCAAAUUCAGUAUUCCUUGUUCAGCGAAAAGGUGUGGGGUCCAAAUGAAGCGUGAAAUUACUGAGCAGGUGAAGAAGCUCCGGUCGGGACUUCGUCGGCGCCGACGAUUGAUAAUCUCACCGGUUCUAUAUGCCGAUGGCAGACAAUGUUCUAUCGCUCCUCCGAUGGAUUUUUGUGAUUCGUCGCACUUGACGAGAGAGGUUUCGUGCGACUCUAGCAGAGCUUCGGUGAAUAAGCCUAGAUCUAAGAGAGGUUUUGAGCAGAUCUGUGGCUUCGGACAACGCGAAGAGUUUCGGAGAGUUACUAGGUCUUAUUACAGGCAGAGAAUGAAGGAGAGGAAGGAGAAGGAGGAGGAGGAGGAGGAGAAGAAGAAGAAGAGACUCGUUGAAGGUUGCGACGUGGAAAUAUCAGAGUCCUCCUGCGUUGAGUCGUGUUCCAACCAGAGAAGUUCGCUUUCGAAGAGAAAUACUGACGGAAACGCCCCGAAAUUUGGAGGAGAAGUCGAAGGUUCGGAAGCGAUUUCGAAUUCUAACGUCUCUUGCGUUCAGACGCUUCCUGGUAAAUUUUCCAGGAAAAUUUUCAAGUCCGGAAGAGAAAAAGCAAGAGAUGAGGAAAAUUUACUCGAGAUUAACUUGAAAAAUGUUGUUCAUAGAGUCGAACAGCCUCGAAAUUCCACCGAGGAACCUAGUUUCGCAAUACUGAAUUCAGAAUCGACGUUAGAACAGAAGCCGGAGUUGUUUGCAGACGGAUCUAAUCUUGCUUGUUCUGAGCAUCUCUGUCUCGAAGAUUUAUCAGAUUACUCCUCUACAUUUUCUGAUCUCCAGUCGGAGAUAUUUUACGGAAGUUCAGAAUCGAUAAUGUCCGAUUCUGGAAGCGAGUUUUCAGAACGAUCAGCGGAUAACACGACUCCAACACCUACAUUUGCAUCGUUCCUUCAUUUUCGUACACAAUUCUACGACUCAGCCGUCACUUUGGAUCCCAAGUUCUCUUCACAUUUUGAAGAUGAGCACUCUGUUGGAUUGACACCGUUGAAGUUUGAAGAUGAGGAGCAUGAAAGGAGCUACCAGAUGCUCCGGGAGAGAGAGAGAAGACGGGUGUAUCUACACGACUACGCCGAGGAAUACUGUUCCACGACGGAGUACGGAGAACUUGUCAUCCAGCAAAGACUGCAAAUGGUCCACUGGAUAGUUGAGCAAUCCACUACAAAAGAGCUUCAGAAGGAGACAAUGUUCCUAGGCGUUAAUCUCCUUGACAGAUUCUUGAGUAGAGGAUUCUUCAAAAACAAGAGGAACCUUCAAAUUCUGGGAGUUGCGUGUCUUGUAUUGGCAACCAGGAUCGAAGAAAACCAGCACUUUAAUAGUGUUCGACAAAAGACAUUCACGGUAGAGAGCAAUGUAUACAAACGAAGUGAAGUGGUUGCCAUGGAAUGGCUGGUCCAGGAAGUCCUCAGCUACCAAUGCUUUCUGCCCACCAUCUACAACUUCUUAUGGUUCUACCUGAAAGCUGCAGAUGCAAAUGAAGAGGUGGAAAGAAGGGCCAAAUACCUGGCAGUGUUGGUCCUUCUGGGACACGAACAGUUGUGCUACUGGCCUUCUACCGUUGCAGCUGGGCUUGUCAUUCUUGCUUCUCUUGCAGCACAUCAAGACGCAUCCUGUAACCGUGUCAUCAAGACCCAUCUCAGGACAAAAGUGGACGAUCUUUCUGGAUGCAUAAAGAGACUAAAGUGGUUGGUGAAUUACGCCUGAUAGCAAGAAAGGAGUGGAAAAUACCUCGGUGCUUGUCUCACUAAUGUAAGUCUAUAGACAGAAGAUAUACAUUGUUUUCAAUUGAAUCAUAAAGCACGGCACUAGCUUUGCUCUAUUCUGAUAAGCUAGUUACUCGAAACGAUCCAAACUCGAGUUCUGUGCACAUGAUGUGUCACUGAUGGGUAAAACCUUUGAAAUAGAAAUAUAUCCAUGGACUUUCACAUUGUACGGUAGCCUUGUUACUGUCAUUCAGAGCACUGAAGA